AUGCAAGCUGCUAUUUAUGAAGCAGUUGACGAGAACGAUGGUGAUCCAACAGCCUUAACAGUUAGUGGAGAUGGAACGUGGCAAAGACGUGGCUUUAAGAGUAUACACGGAGAGGCUGCUAUUUUAUUAUGUAACAGAACACCAAAAGUACUCGAUGUUGAACGUUUAUCAAAAAAAUGUUUGCUAUGCACUGGUGCAUUGAGUAUUAAAAAUAAAAAUCCAGAUUUAUAUGAUGAAAUUAUUUAUAAUCAUGAAUGUGAAUCAAAUUAUGAUGGUUCAUCUGGAGGUAUGGAAUCACAAGGUAUUCAUGAUUUAUUUCAACGUUCCUUGUCGAAAUAUGGCGUACAGUACGCUCGAAAUGAUGAUAAAGUUCAAGUUUUAUUACGCAAAAGUGAUCAAUGA
Rotaria sp. Silwood1 is the source of this 402-nucleotide messenger RNA. NCBI's taxonomy places the organism in Eukaryota, Metazoa, Rotifera, Eurotatoria, Philodinida, Philodinidae. The record is from the annotation of a GenBank genome assembly.